Molecule: messenger RNA, 834 nt
Organism: Callithrix jacchus (white-tufted-ear marmoset)
Lineage: Eukaryota; Metazoa; Chordata; Mammalia; Primates; Cebidae
Source: RefSeq, a predicted model, not a curated record
AUGGAGGAGCAGCAGGCACUUGUGGCCGCUAAGGACGGGGAUGUGGCCACACUGGAGCGGCUGCUGGAGGCUGGUGCCCUGGGCCCGGGCAUCACUGAUGCUCUGGGGGCUGGCCUGGUUCACCAUGCCACCCGGGCUGGCCACCUGGACUGCGUCAAGUUUCUGGUGCAGCGGGCCAAGCUGCCUGGUAACCAGCGGGCCCACAACGGCGCCACCCCAGCGCAUGAUGCCGCCGCCACGGGCAGCCUGGCUGAGCUGUGCUGGCUGGUCCGAGAGGGGGGCUGUGGUCUGCAGGUGAGCGGGGACGGGGCAGCCUGGCCUCCACAAACCUGCUGGUGUGGAACCAGGGAGGCAUGCGGCAAGCAGGCUCAGAGCACUGGCCCUCGGCCUCCAUGGCCCUGGCCCUUUGUUUCUCUUGGGGAUCCAGUCCCUGUCCCAUGCCUCCCGAAGCGCAAAGCCUUGAGCACCAAAGCCACCUCCUCAAUGUUCUUAUCACCUCCUCUGCCAGCAGCGCUUUGUUGCCAGUGGGGCGUCCUGCCGAGGUCAGGACACCUGUCUCAUCAGGCCUGGCCCACGGGGCUGCUCCCCAAAGGGUCUAGAAAAGAAUCCUUAGAGCAGCGCUGUGGGACUUUGGGCUUGCGAGCUGGGAGCCUGGCCCCAGGGGAUGGGAGUGGGGGGCCGCUGAUGGUGACCGUCUUGUCCAGAGUGUUUCUACUGGGGCUCCUUCCCCUCUCCUGCCUGCCCAGUGCCCUUCGUGCAGGCGAGGGCCUCAGAGCUGUCACUCAACCCUGUGGAGCUCUCAGGAGGACGGUGAGCAGGCCUGACCGGCCUUAG